GAUUAUAUUUGAUAAUAAUAUGUCAAUAAAGUGAUUGACAAACUAUUUAAGUGAUGCCAUCGCCAGAAAAGAGGUCUUCAUCGGCUCCGCCCGAUAAUCGGCACAAUCGUGUUGAAGAUGACAGUGCUGUCAAUUAUCGGAGCUCUUCAAUGGAUAGAAAGGCUAACAAACAUCUGACGGUUGAAGUGAUGUUUUUAGACGAGUCAAGCAAUGCAUACAAAAUUACGCACAAAUCAAUGGCCAGAUCGUUGUUCAAUGAGGUCUGUGAGACAUUGAAUCUAAUAGAAGUGGAUUACUUCGGUAUCGAGUAUUUGGACUCAAAGGGAACCCGGUAUUGGUUAGAUUUGGAAAAACCGAUGUGUCGUCAGUUAUCCCUACCAUUGUCUACAGUAAGAGUAGUGAUGUAUUUUGCGGUCAAAUUCUAUGCGCCCGACCCGUCGCGACUGGAAGACGAGCUGACGCGAUAUCUUUUCAGUUUACAAAUUAAAAGGGAUUUAUCUGAAGGACUCUUAGUCUGCAAUGAGAACACUGCAGCUCUUAUGGCAUCUUAUAUAAUACAAUCCGAAAUCGGUGAUUACAAUUCAGACGAAUAUAUCGAUCAUCUUUAUGUCUCACGAUUUAAACUGAUCCCACAUCAAGACGAAGAAUUUGAAUGGAAAGUUAUGGAAAACCAUAAGAAACAUGUUGGUCAAUCUCCAGCAGAGGCUGAUUAUAAUUUAUUAGAAACUGCAAGACGUUGUGAAAUGUAUGGCAUAAAGUUAACUCCAGUUAAAGAUCAUGAAGGCGUACCAUUAAAUUUAUCGGUCGCUCAUUUGGGUGUAAUUGUGUUUCAAAAUCAAACAAAAGUCAACACAUUUUCUUGGGCUAAGAUUAGAAAAUUAAGUUUUAAAAGGAAACGAUUUUUUAUUAAACUCCAUCAAGAAGAAUACUUUGGAGAUGUGGUUGAGUUUCUGUUUGAGGGACGCAAUGAAUGUAAAAAUUUUUGGAAGAAAUGUAUAGAACAGCACUCAUUCUUCAGAUGUAUUGAAGUCAAGAGAGUGUCAAAACAAAAACCCAAAAUUUUUAGUCGCGGCUCUUCUUUUAGAUAUAGUGGACGAACACAACAGCAAAUUAUAGAAUAUGUUAAACAAAAUUGUGUUAAAAGACAACCAUUUCAAAGAUCAAAUAGUUUGAGAGCUUCUAAUGUAACCAAUCAAAGAAGUGAAACCGGAGACUCUUUACAACUAAUAACUUCAGGUUUACCGAGCAGUUCACAAAAUAUGUCGUCAAACGAUGCAAUAAGUCAACAAUUAACUGGUGAUGAGAGACCCAAAUCAGCUCAAGAAAGCGUUACUGAUGUUUAUUGUGCUAAUCUUCCGGUUACGCCUCCCAGCCCUCAAAGUGAAGAGCGAGCAAACACUAGAUCUUCAGGUUGGGAUUCAACUCAUUAUAUGAGUCGACACGGAUUUGUUACUCCAGAGUUAAUGGAUAACGAAACUGACGACAUAUCAAAUGACUCAUAUCUUGUCGAUAGAGAAUUUAAAUGUCUCUCUAAUAAAGUCUCGCAAAAUAAUUUCAACGAUGUUAAUCUUAAACUUAAUAAUCUCAAUGAUUUGUCAACAAAUAAUAGCCAAUUAAUACAAACCACAAUCAGUUCCUCAGUUAUCCCACAAUCCCCUCAUAAUUAUACCGCUAAUAGUAAUCAAAUGCGAAUUGAGUCAACUCUUGAUAGAGACCACCGAAGAAAUAAACUACGUCUCGAUAAGGAAUACUAUGUGUUUCGGGAGUUAGUUAUGUCUGAGAGGACCUACAAGAAAGACAUUGAACUUAUUAAUACUUGGUUUAAAGAAGAUGUCAGUAAAGAGACUACACGUCCGGCAGAAAUGCUGUCACUAUUGUUUUCAGCGACGGAACCACUCUUUGAAAUUCACGAAAAUUUUUUGCAUCAAAUUGAACACGUCUUAGCCGUUUGGGAGGAAAAAGCUUCUCAACAUUUAAACCGUACGAUUGGAGAUAUUUUAAAAGAUAUCAUUCAGUGGUUACCCCUAUAUGAGAGGCUAAUAGAGAGACUGCCGUUUAUAUUGGAAAGAAUUAACGCCAGUUUCCGUCAUAACAAAGACUUUGAACGCGUUUGUCGUGAUUUUGAGGCCCGAAAGGGGUGUUAUUUACCGUACACUUCAUUCAUUCUUAAACCUGCUUUUCAUAUCACACACUAUUUGCAAAUUAUUCAAAAAUUAUCUAAAUUUCAAGUCAACAAUAGUAGUGAAUAUGCGAAAUAUUUGUUUAUUAUGGAACAGUUAAAACAAUUCAAUGCCGAGUAUUUACUUACAUUGGAUUCAUUGAUCAAUUUAGUGAUUCUCAUUGAAUUACAACGAGAUAUAACAGGAAUGGACAAUAUUGUGCAAUCGGGUCGAAAAUUUGUUCGUCAGGGAUGUCUAUUGAAAUUAUCAAAAAAAGGAUAUCAACAAAGACUCUUUUUUCUAUUUUCCGAUAUCUUGAUAUAUGCGAGUCGUUCGGCUUCAGUUCAGUUUCAAUUCAAAGUUCACGGACACCUUCCUCUUCAGCAUAUUAUGGUUGAACCAACAGAACCUAAAUUAGGAGUUAAUUAUUGUUUUACUAUAUAUGCCGGCGAACGGGCUCUUAUGGUGGCCGCUAAUUCUGAAGAAGAGCGCAAUAUUUGGCUCAAAGAUCUGUCGGAAACAGCCAUCACUUUAUCCAAUAUCAACGGCAAUAACGAUUCGCUAUCUUUUAUACCAACAAUAAUAUCGUCAAACGAACUCUUGGAUAAAAUAGAUAACGCCUUAAGUCAGAAAUGGAUUCAAAAGUCUGAAAAUGUAUCGCAAAUUGAAAGCAUAGAUAAGUUUCACUACAGGUCUAACACUAUGGCUCACGUGUGUUGGCACAGGAAUUGUAGUAUAAGUGCUGCAGAGUAUGAACACGCGUUAACUAGUUGUUUGAGUGGAUAUCUAUUGAGAAAGUUUAAGAACAACACCGGUUGGCAAAAGCUUUGGGUUGUCUUCACUCACUUUUGUUUGUUUUUUUACAAGUCGUGUCAGGACGACUUUCCUUUAGCCAGUCUUCCUAUUAUUGGAUACACAGUCAGUAUACCGACUGAAAGCGAUAACAUAAACAAGAAUUAUGUGUUUAAAUUGCAAUUCAAAACUCACGUCUAUUUCUUUCGGACUGAAAGUGAAUAUACUUUUAGGCAAUGGAUGGAAGUCAUCAAAACCUCAACAAUUAACUCUGAAUUAUCUCAACAAACGAUGCAAUAA
Messenger RNA from Oppia nitens, 3251 nucleotides. It is a transcript of the gene Cdep, whose product is annotated as FERM, ARHGEF and pleckstrin domain-containing protein 1-like. Gene Ontology annotation, molecular function: guanyl-nucleotide exchange factor activity. The transcript has 22 exons. The record is from RefSeq and is a predicted model, not a curated record. Bases 54 to 3251 code for a protein of 1065 amino acids. NCBI's taxonomy places the organism in Eukaryota, Metazoa, Arthropoda, Arachnida, Sarcoptiformes, Oppiidae. Gene Ontology annotation, cellular component: cytoskeleton.